Molecule: messenger RNA, 1107 nt
Organism: Acipenser ruthenus (sterlet)
Lineage: Eukaryota; Metazoa; Chordata; Actinopteri; Acipenseriformes; Acipenseridae
Product: cardiac phospholamban-like
Exons: 3
Coding region: 344-502 (52 amino acids)
Biological process (GO): negative regulation of calcium ion import into sarcoplasmic reticulum; negative regulation of heart rate; negative regulation of ATPase-coupled calcium transmembrane transporter activity
Cellular component (GO): membrane; sarcoplasmic reticulum
Molecular function (GO): ATPase inhibitor activity
Source: RefSeq, a predicted model, not a curated record
GACAUAUUCAGAAAAGUUGCCAGAGAACCUCCAGAUCAGUUUGAUGAAGACGUUUUUUUCCCCACAGUCCAAGAGAGUCUUUUGUCUGAAACCUGCUGAUCACUACAGGAGACUUGCGCCCGGCUUCAGACAGAUAGUUGCCCUGACUGGAUUUGUACAACAAUAGUUCCAAUAAUUCGAUCACAAUACUGCAAAGCUGCACUCAGUGUACACAAGCUAGCUCCCUGAAGCUCACCAGAAGACACAGCAAAAUAAAAAGCACUGCACACUUUUACUCUUCCACAUCACUCUCCACUAACCUCCAAGUUCUCUGUACGCUCACGCUCUAACCCCCACUGCCAGCAUGGAGAAGGUUCAGCACAUGACUCGCUCUGCUAUGAGGAGGGCAUCCACCAUCGAGGUGAACCCACAGGCCAAACAGAACCUGCAGGAGCUCUUUGUCAAUUUCUGCCUCAUUCUCAUUUGCCUCCUGCUAAUGUACAUCAUUGUGUUGCUACUCUGAGGCCCCAGCCUGGCUCCCUACUUACAGCAGAGACCACCAGCUAGCCAAUGGGAAGACGAACUGUGGUGGUGGAUGCGGGUGGAUGGGUUUUUAGAGAGAACCAAGGAAUUUGUUUCCUUCUGGCUUCCUAUUUGUUUUCAGUUCCAAAGAAGGCUAUAUUUUAAAAAAAGAAAGAAAUACAUAUUUUAAUGUUGUCUAAAACAAAAGCAUUUUUGUGUGUGUGCAAAAAAAACUGUUAGGUCAAAAGCAAUGCACCUGCAAUGUCUUUUUGGCCAUUUUUGUUAUGCGAUAAUGUUACUGCUGAGGGGGCAGGGGUAUGUUCCAGAUAAAGACAACAUUGAUUAAUGCACAGUUUGGAAAAUGUUUCGGCUCACAUGUGAAAUGAAUUUGGUCACCACAGAUCCCUUCACUAGUUUGACAGCAAUAAAGAGGCCUGGGACUGAAAGAGAAGGCAAACGCUUGGCCUUGUGUCAUGCCUGCCUCAGCACUCCUCUGUUGACCGUGUUGCAUGCAGCGGUUUUCUUCUUGUUAAAUGGACUCUGUAUUAAAUCACAAGCAGCACUACUUUGUGAGAAAAGCUAUGCAAUAAAAUGUACAAACAGCUA